Molecule: messenger RNA, 2178 nt
Organism: Orbilia oligospora ATCC 24927
Lineage: Eukaryota; Fungi; Ascomycota; Orbiliomycetes; Orbiliales; Orbiliaceae
Exons: 4
Coding region: 1-2178 (725 amino acids)
Source: RefSeq, a predicted model, not a curated record
AUGGAUGGAGGCAAGAAGGCCGAUGGCAUUGACCCUAUGGUCCCCAUCUUAAAUACACUCAGUAUAAUUGAUAAGGAAUAUGGUACCGAUUGGACUUUCAACAAAUGGGUAGUAACCCAUUGGGAUGAAGACCACUAUGAAGGUGUCCUUACUCUCCUAGAGUCUAAUACGAAAGGUAUUUGCAGAAAGAAAAUUGAAAAGGGGGCCCAACCAAAGCCACAAGACUAUACAACGUUCCGAAAUGCGUACUUUUGUAAAGAGCCAGAUUUAUAUUGUGGCGCGAAAUACGAUCAUUUGAACAGUGAAAAGGUAGUUGAAAAAAUCUGCAACGUGGUCAAUCUCUGCCAAUUCCGGGAUGUAAUACCUGGAAGUAGCUUAUUGCGCCGAGACUUGUUCACAGGAAGAUUCUGGCCCCCAGACGAAGACUGCUCACCUGGCGUGAAGCUUCUGGCGGGAACUAACAAAACUAUACAUGUACAUAAAGCAGCUGAUGACGCUUAUUUCAAUAAUGCACCUCAUUUUACGGUGCUUGGUGCCGGAGGCUAUACACUGAUUCGACCUAACAUAAAGGCAAAGGUCACGGUCAACGAACUUACCUUCAUGGAGGACUCUACGAUAUCAAAAAAUGAGACUUCGAUUUUAAGUCUCUUACACUGGCCGCAACACAAGGCAGGAGCAUACUUUACGGGGGGUGACGGGAAUCCUAAAGCCGAAUUAGAGGCAAUAAUUCCUUUGCUCGGCGCGUACGAAAAGCUUCCUGUGAACACCUUUAAGUUAGACCAUCAUGGUUCUAGCAAGGAGAAUAUCCAAAAAACCAAUACACAGGGCCUCCCCAAAGAUGCCUCCCUUCGCGACGUCUGGCCUAAAAAUCAAGAUGCCCUGAAUUCUAACCUUAAAAAGAAAGAUGAACAGGGCCUUGAAGUCGUCCGUCAGCUCCAACCUCGAAAUAUCUUGGUAACUCCAGGGAACCAAUAUGGGCACCCAACGUAUGAUGUCAUCACGCUAUUGUCCUGUUGCAGAUUUGAGACAGGGAUUCGCCCGGUUCUACACACAACACGGUCACCGUAUUGGAUGUUGAAACCACCUAGCGGGAAGGAUGUCAAUUUAGGCCAUUUCGAGGCUUUGGAGACCAUUCACCUUCGAGCACGCAACAUGAUGUUUGAGAAGAAAGCUCUUGUUACAUUAUUAGGUGCACAGGCAGAACUACACGAUGAGGUGUUAGGGUCAAAUGAACAGUACGCCCAAGCAUAUGAUGAAUUCAAGAGUCAUUACCAGAAGUUCUGUGGUGCCAAAGAUCCACCGACCUGGUUAGAAGCUAUCGCUGAGGUUGAACGGCAACAAAAUGACGUCAUGAAACAACUAAAUAAGUUCUAUAACCAAAAGAAUUACACGGGAGAAGAACCCAGUUGGUCCAGCAUUUUAGAUUUUCGUGAUAUCAUCCAAGAAUAUCGUGAGCAGAUACAAGAUACAUCAACGACAACCUGGGGUACUCUUUCCGGGCAGAAGGUCGGACUUCACGAACUGCCUUACUACCUAGUCAGAUUUACAUUUAACAACAGUGUCGAAGCCGAAAUCGAUAUUAUGGAUGAAACAGGCAAUAUAAUGCCGACUGAAGAAAUUGCAUCCCAAGAACCGUCUUCUUACUCAGAAUCGGACAGCGAAGAUGAGGAUGACGACGUAGCCCCUGGGAACAAUAAGCAACGAAAGGGUGGGGUUAAAAGCCGAAUAAAGAAAAGCCAAAUUCUACCGGCGUUAGCUGACGUCGAUAUACCUGACUCAAAAGAAUAUAAGCUUUUUAAAAUAGUUUAUGAUUACACAGAGGAUGUUGUGAACGAUUUGGUGUCAAAACACACCGGCGACAAACUGGUUCUUAACUACGCAAACAAAAAAUCAUUGUGGGAGAAAGACUUACGGGAGGUUUUAAAUAAAUCUACCAAAAUGGAUAUGAAAACGGUGAUGGACGAAAUACAUCAUCAUCUCAGAUUAAACUAUUUCCAGAGAGCGAAAGAGACCCGCGAUAUCGUCGAUACUCCCCCGCUCAAUGCGGGUCAGAUUACAUACUACCUACGGAAAGAAGACAUUAUAGAUAUAUUCGGUGAUACCCGAGGGAGCAGGUUGAUCAAGCCGCGGAAGCCGAAAACCCCCCGGCCUCGAAAAAAGAAGGUCGUGAAAAAAUGA